AAAUCAUAAGUCAUAGUAAUUGAAAAGAGAUUAUUGUUAGGAUUUGAAGUUUUAGACAAUGUCAUAAUUAGAAUGAGAAAACACCAUGCAACUAUAUGCUUAAGGUUAUGCUGUAAAAAUUUAAGGUUUCAAUCUUCAUCUUUAUCAACCUUGUCGUCGGGAAAUAUCUCAAAAAACCAGUUUAUUUCUUCUCGGAAACUCCGGAAUGUUAGGCUACAAUUUGCUCAUCUUCUACAAUUACCAACUCUUUCAGAGAAACCCAUCUUUUACUAUAAGCGAAUUCAUGGCCACCUUUUUGUCUCUGGUAUUGGUUAUGAUGUUUUUCUGGGAAACAUUCUCAUGCAUUUAUACUCAAAACUGGGUAGUAUUCAGUAUGCUCAGAAUGUGUUUGAUAAAAUGCCUAAGAGAAACUUGAUAUCUUGGUCUACCAUGGUUACAGUUUAUGUUCAGCAUGGUUAUGCUGAAGAUGCUUUAAUGGUCUUUUCAGAUUUUAGGAGGAGUUGUAAUGAGAGGCCAAAUGAGUUUGUAUUAGCAAGUGUCGUACGCACUUGUGUGCAGGCGGGUGCUUUUGAACAAGGUAUUGAAGUGCAUGGUUUUGCUAUUAAGAGUGGUUUGAGUGAAAAUGUGUAUGUGGGUACUGCUUUGACGGAUUUUUAUGCAAAACUAGGGGACAUCAGUGAUGCUAGAAUGGUUUUUGAUGAGCUGAAAGAGAAGAGUUUGUUUACUUGGACUAUAAUGAUGACAGGAUAUGUCAAGAGUGGGAGAAGUGAUGUUUCAUUGAUGCUAUUUCAUCAAAUGAUGAGGGAUCUUAAUGUUGUUCCUGAUAGAUAUGUUCUUUCUAGUGUACUAAAUGCCUGCACAAUGCUUCAGUAUCUUGAUGGGGCAAAGCAAAUUCAUGCUUAUGUAUUGAGAAGACGAAUUGUGUUGGAUGUUUCUGUAAUGAAUGUGCUGAUGGAUUUUUACGUGAAAUGUGGUAGAGUGAAAAGUGGAAGAAAAUUAUUUGAGCAAAUUGGUGCAAAAGAUGCUAUUUCAUGGACCACAAUGAUUGCUGGAUAUAUGCAGAAUUCUUUUCAUGUUGAUGCCCUACAACUGUUUCAUGAUAUGAACAUAUCUGGUUGGAAGGUUGAUGAUUUUGUGUGCUCAAGCAUUCUCAAUUCAUGUGGUUCACUUGAAGCUCUUUUGCCUGGAAAGCAGGUCCAUGCCUACAUUAUUAAAGCAAAUCUUGAGUUUGAUGAAUAUGUAAGCAAUGGAUUGAUCGACAUGUAUUCCAAGUGUAAUGCUGUUGCUGAUGCGAGAAGGGUUUUUGAUUCAAUGAUUCAGAACAAUGUGAUAUCUUAUAAUGCAAUGAUUGAGGGAUACUCUAGAUUAGGAAGUAUCUCUGAAGCAUUAGAUCUCUUCCAUGACAUGAGGAUUAAGCUGUUAUAUCCCAACCCCCUAACGUUCGUGAGCAUUCUUGGGGUAUCAGCAUUGCUUUCUUAUUGGGAAUUGAGCAAGCAAAUCCAUGUCCAUAUCAUCAAGGUAGGCCUGUCAAGCAACUUGUUUGUUAGCAGUGCGUUGAUAGAUGUCUAUAGCAAAUGCAACUUUCUUGGAGAUGCAAAACUGGCGUUCAAUGAGAUCCGUGAGAAGGACAUUGUGGUCUGGAAUGCUUUGCUCUUUGGUUAUACUCAACAGCUGGAAAAUGAAGAGGCGCUCAAACUCUACAGUCAACUACAAGUAGCAGGGGAAAAGGCUAAUGAGUUCACUUUUGUUGCAAUGCUCACUGCAGCAAGUAAUCUUGCUAGUCUUCGCCAUGGUCAACAAUUCCAUAAUCAGCUUAUGAAAACUGGCUUAGACACAGAUGCUUUUGUCACAAAUGCACUGUUGGAUAUGUAUGCUAAGUGUGGAUGCUUACAAGAGGCCUACUUGCUGUUUAAUACCACACAGUGGAGAGAUGUUGCCUGUUGGAAUUCUAUGAUCUCGACCUAUGCAAAUCACGGAUUAGCUAAAGAAGCUCUGUCCUUGUAUGAGAAGAUGCUUCAAGAUGGGUUGCAGCCAAACUAUGUGACGUUUAUAGGGCUUCUCUCGGCAUGCAGCCAUGCAGGGCUUGUAGAAGCUGGGCUUAAACACUUUAACACAAUGCUCAGCUGCGGAAUUGAGCCAGGGAUGGAGCAUUAUGCUUGCAUGGUUUCUCUCUUUGGACGAGCUGGUAAACUGAAUGAUGCAAAAGAAUUUAUUGAGAAAAUGCCUGUUAAACCUACUGCAAUUGUAUGGAGAAGUUUGCUCAGUGCCUGUCGAGUCUCCGGAGAUUAUGAAUUGGGCGCUUAUGCAGCAGAGAUGGCUAUAUCCUCUAACCCAGAAGAUAGUGGAUCUUUUGUUUUACUUUCAAAUAUUUAUGCAUCCAAAGGUAUGUGGACUGAGGUAAAGGAGAUUCGAGAAAGAAUGGAAUCACAUCUAGUGGUUAAAGAACCAGGCUGUAGUUGGAUUGAAAUAAAUGAUGAGGUUAAUGUCUUUGUAUCAAAAGACAUGUCUCACUCUAAAGCUGAUGUGAUAUACUCAGUCUUAGAUAACUUGAUCAACGAGUUGAAAGAACAAAUUCAUGUAUCUUCCACUGCUCCGAUUAUAAUAGAUUAUUGAUGAAAAGGAACUGAAUGGUGAGAGUGCUAUUAGCAGAUUUCAGAUGAAUUUUCAGAUGCAUUGAGGAAACCAUUCAUCCCACCCAAAGAAUCAUAUCAACUUUGCAUGCGAGAUUGCAUCAAGGGAAAGGAUGAGGAACUCAGCAAAUUGCAGUUAUGGCAUUUGGUUAAGUUGCUGACGCCUGAUUGCAAUUACCACAGAUUUGAUGGAUGAUGUUGUUGGAUACUUGAUAGUGGAGAGUGAUAACUUCUGAACAUAUAAUCCUACACGAGCUUUUUUUCGACUUCUUUACUAGCAGCUUCAUUUCUGAAAGGGGGGUGGAGGAAGGGAUUGGCGAGGCAGUGAGGGAGGAAGAAAUUUGGAUUAGAUCGGGUUUGGUUUUUGAGGUCCUUGCCAUCACUUCGGUUUCCUAAAACACAUCGAUUGUUUCUAGUCAAGGUGGCUUUAUACUUUGGCCAAUAUUGGGAGGCAGGAUAAGACUCUAUGCUUCAUUGGCUAUUGCUGCAGACCCCUUUUUAGGAACAUUGUUGUUGUUGCCAAUAACGUCUUCCCCGUAGCAAGAAUCAUGAAUCACAAGUGAAGCUGGUUUGGUUGAAAAGAAGCAAGUUCCUAUAAGAUGGUGCUGUCGAUGAAGGAAUUAAAAACAGAGAGAUCAUAAACAAAUAUGUCGUGUAGGCGGGAUUAUUUGAUUCUACGGCUUGCUGCUGGUUACAGAGAUGAAUAAUGCAGCAAGAUAAGUAAAGAAAUUAUGGAUUUUCUAAGGAAGUCAUGGAAGAUGAUUAAAAACUGCAAGUAUUCUGAAUUUGUACAAGCUGAUUAAGCACACCCAUGUAGAAAUUGUACAAGCUGUGCAUCCUUCUUUGAUACAAGGACACGAAGUUUCAGAAAUCAAAAUAUGUAUGUGAGAAGUUUAUGCCUAAUGUCUGUGUGAGCUUAUAAAUUUGGUUAAACUUUCCUGUCUAGGAUGACAUUGAGAUACUAGUAUUAAGUGAAUUUUACACUGUCCCCCAGUAAAAUUUAAUACCUUUAUAAA
Messenger RNA from Beta vulgaris subsp. vulgaris (sugar beet), 3646 nucleotides. Its product is annotated as pentatricopeptide repeat-containing protein At4g39530. The record is from RefSeq and is a predicted model, not a curated record. NCBI's taxonomy places the organism in Eukaryota, Viridiplantae, Streptophyta, Magnoliopsida, Caryophyllales, Amaranthaceae. Gene Ontology annotation, cellular component: intracellular membrane-bounded organelle. Gene Ontology annotation, biological process: RNA modification. Gene Ontology annotation, molecular function: RNA binding; protein binding. The coding region runs from base 73 to 2613 and encodes 846 amino acids. The transcript has 2 exons.